Hylaeus volcanicus is the source of this 2408-nucleotide messenger RNA. RefSeq names its product G8 domain-containing protein DDB_G0286311-like. The record is from RefSeq and is a predicted model, not a curated record. The transcript is spliced from 3 exons. Gene Ontology annotation, cellular component: cytoplasmic vesicle. The coding region runs from base 159 to 764 and encodes 201 amino acids. NCBI's taxonomy places the organism in Eukaryota, Metazoa, Arthropoda, Insecta, Hymenoptera, Colletidae.
AUUGGUGGAGACCGAUGCUAGCGACCAGUUCAACUCCAGCAGAAGCUUACGUUGCACGUAUCUGUAACUCGUUUGCGGCGAGGAAUUUUGUUCAUCGAAGCUAAAUUCUUUAAAAAGUAUACGUUGUUCACGAAACUGUUUGCAUUCUGAUAGCGAAAAUGAGGAUAGUGUAUAUAACCUGCAUUCUAUUGGCUACAACAGUCUGCAGCAUUGCGAGUGACAAUGUGGAAACACCGCCCGACGAGAGUAAACCUGUCUUUUAUCAUAUGACAGAGGAUGCAACCACUGCUGUUCCUCCUGUGAAACCUGCAAUUCCUGCUAAUGAAAGUGCAAAAUCUUCUACUGUUCCAAAUACUAAUACUUCUACUAAUGGUACUGGCAGUACCACCAUUAAACCUACCGAUACCCCUACUACUGCAACUACUGUUAGUAAAACCAACAGUACUACUGCUACCACUAAUGCUACUACCACUUCUCAACCAACUACAUUACCAUCAACAAAAACACCCGACAAACCUACGACUAUUAGUACAGUUACACCUACUCCGACUGCAAGCAAUGUAACAACAAGUACAUCAUCACUAGGCACAACUGCACUUCCUGUAUCAACAAAAGGUGUCCCACCUUCACCCUAUAAGGAACGACAUUUCGAUGGGCUCAGUUUCUUAGGUGGCAUCAUAUUAGCUAUAUGUUUGAUGGCAAUUGCAGCAUUUUCAUGGAAAUUUUAUAGAACGUUAAAUGAACGAGAGUACCGUACGCUAUGAUGUCGCAGAAGUCAUCAACGCGAAAAUUCCUUUUUCGACAAGUAAAUGCAGUCAUUUGAACUGAAAACUAUAAAUUUUAUUAUAACAAUAUUGCGUAUUUUUAUAACGCACUUAAGUGUCGCGUGGUUUAAGUGCUCUUAGUAAUGUGAUGUGCAAAAUGCGAGUUUCGUUUCUUUGUACCUAAUUACAAAGACAGGUUACAUUACAAUGUUGUCUCUCCACAUAUUCGCACGCGCAUUGUGAUAACGAAUGCAAUUGCGAGAAAGAGAAAAGUAAUGCGAAGGAGAUAGAUAGAAAGCAAAAGUUGAGAACUAAGGGCUUGAGAGAGAAAGGGGAGAGAAACUGAACGUUACCAUACGCAUGCGCAACUCGUGCACGAAAGUUGACGACCAAUCAAAUACACAUUCCAUUAAAAAGAUCAAUUCUGCAAGAUAAUAAUCUAUAUACUAUUUUCCGUUCAAGUGAGAAUCAUUUUGUAAGGCACAUUUUUCAUUUUUUUCUUAUCUUCUACUCAUUUUCUAUCGUAUGUAUGAUAAAAACAACGGUUAAAUUAAUAUAAGAAUAUUAAAAUGUACACAGAUAUAAAGGUUCCUAUGUGUAUAUUUCAUAGUAAAGGUGGAUAUAAGGGAAACUUAAUUGAUAGAUAAUAAACUAAAAAAUGGUUAAUCAAAAAGCGACUCAUGUGGAAUAAACAGGGAUAUAGUUUUGGUGAAAUCGAAAUUGUAUGCAUUUAAUUUGAAGCUGUCUUCGUCGCGAAGAUGAUAUUUGGUUAUACAUUUUCGGCGAUAACAACGAUGCUUCGUUUCAUUCCAAGAAAGCGAAUGACGUUCGUAUGUGUAAAGUGUAGAUGCCCCCAUGAAUGAUCUUACCCUACAAUACCGUUGUUGCAAAACCUUCAUACGAUUUAACAAGGGGAUGAAACUUUUCAAUUUCGACCUUUGUACCUGUUGGAAAACGUAGUUGUAUAACAAUUGACAAACAUUGAAACAGACGUUGAGUAUAAAAAGAACAACUUAUGUAUGCCGUUCAACGUUUCACGUAGCAAUCGUAAUCGAAUAACGUGUAUUUUUAUUUCCUUUUGUUUGUUUGUUUUUGUUUUUAAAUAAUAAGUUCGAAAAGAAUAGAAAUUAAUUUUAAAUUUUGUUUACGUUAAACGUUUUGUCCUGUUCAAAAAAAUAAAAUAAUUACCAAUGCAACUAUAGAUGCACUGUGACUACGGCCAAUGAUAACACUGGCUCCUAGAAUUCCCUCGGUUGUUUUCAACACAGUCAUAAUACGUUCAAUAUCGUCUGGUAAUGAGCUCAAGUAUUUACGCGCGGAAUGAUAGUUUUCCCACAGGAGUUUUCCUAUAAUGCGCAUUAAACAUUCACUCGAAAAUUGUACAGAAACGCGACGAAGCUUAUUGGCUUUCAGUGGAACGCGCGAUACCUAAACAAAUAACUUUGGAAACAUAUUAAAAGCGAGAGACAGGAUUUACUAUUAUUAAAACUAAAUAUAUGCAAAGCAGCCUAAAAUAAUACAACAUAUUUACGUUCAAUGUAAUGUUUUAACAAGCUAUGUAAAAUAAUUGCUUAUAUGAAUUAUACAAUAAUUAAUACUAUGCAAUGGAAAAAUAUAACAAAUUAAGUUGUACAAUACUACAAA